CCACGGGCCCCAAAAUUUUUCCCCUGAGCAACCCUUUUACCAACUCCAUCCAUUUUCAUUUCAUCUGUUCUUUCUUCUUUCUUUCUUUGCUCUGUUUCUUUUUGCUGGGGGAGACGAAUAAGAAGAAACAGAGGGGGGAGGGGAGAGAGAGAGGUUAUAGUGUUUGGCUUGGGAUGGUGCUUAAGGAGGGAAUGAGGACGAUCCAGCCGGGAGAUUUCUUGGAGCAGAAAGCUUGGGAGAAGAAUAGGGAAACGAGACGGGGCACACGAGUGUAGAUUGAUGCAGGAAAUUGGGAGAGACAUCGGGGAAAGAUUGUGUAUUUCACUCAGUUAGGUUGUGGACGUAGUCGGGCAGUCGAGAGCUCAAUGGAAGGAGGAAGAGAUGAUUACACGGAAGAUGGCACUGUGGAUCUCAAGGGGAAACCUAUUAGAAGAUCGAGAACUGGUCGAUGGAGAGCUUGUUCAUUCAUCGUAGUGUAUGAAAUUUUCGAGAGGGCAGCAUAUUGGGGGAUAGCGUCGAACCUAGUGAUGUACCUGUCCACGAAGCUACACCAAGGUACUGUGACAUCCUCGAGCAAUGUCACGGACUGGGUCGGCGCCACCUGGUUGACUCCCAUUAUUGGCGCUUAUAUUGCUGAUGCUUAUCUCGGGCGAUACUGGACUUUCAUGAUUGGUUCCGCCAUUUAUCUCUCGGGGAUGUCACUCUUAACGCUAGCCGUAUGGAUCCCACAGCUGCAGGCUCCAACGUGUGAGCCUGGAAGCAAAGAAGAGCAAUGCAACAAGCAGACCAUGCCGCUCCAAGUCGGGAUCUUCUACGGCGCUCUCUACUUAAUUGCUGUGGGGAAUGGCGGAACAAAGCCCAACAUCUCGACAAUUGGUGCAGAGCAGUUUGAUGAGUUCGAUCCCAAGGAACGGAUCCAGAAGCUGUCCUUCUUCAACUGGUGGAUGUUUAGCAUCUUCUUUGGGCAGCUGUUCGCCUACACCAUCCUGGUUUAUGUGCAGGACAAUGUGGGUUGGGCCCUCGGUUAUGGGAUCCCGACCAUCGGGCUCGCAGUAUCGAUACUGAUUUUCAUAUCAGGGACCCCAUUUUACCGACAUAAGGCGGCAUCAGGGAGCCCUUUCACCAGGAUACUGCAGGUCCUGGUGGCUGCUUUGAGGAAGUGGAAUGUUGCGUUCCCAAACGAUCCCAAGGAGCUCCAUGAGCUGCCUGUCGAGGAAUACACGAGAAGGAGGAAAUCCAGGAUUGAACAUACGCCUUUUCUGAGGUUCUUGGACAAAGCUGCCGUGAAGACCGAUUCGAACUCUCCAUGGCUGAUGUGCCCAGUCACCCAUGUCGAAGAAACUAAGCAAAUGAUCAAAAUGAUCCCGAUACUAAUCACUACGUUCGUCCCGAGCAUGUUGGUAGCCCAGGUUAACACGCUCUUUGUCAAACAGGGCGCAACACUAGACAGGAGCAUGGGCCCAAAUUUCAAGAUCCCUCCUGCGAGCCUUGGCUCGUUCCUUAUCAUCUCCAUGUUGAUAGGCCUCGUGCUAUAUGACCGCUGCUUCCUCCCAUUCGUCAGGCGACACACGAAAAACCCGAGGGGGAUCACACUGCUCCAGAGAAUGGGGAUCGGCCUUGGGCUCCAAGCAGCCGUCAUGGUCAUUGCUUGCUUCGCUGAGAAGAAACGUCUCGCCGUUGCCAAGGAGAAGGGCAUUUUUGGGAAAGGCGAGACCGUCCCGCUCUCCAUUUUCAUCCUCCUCCCACAAUUCGUGUUGUUGGGUUUCGCUGACGCCUUUGCAGAACCCCCAAGGAUGGAGUUCUUCUACGAUCAGGCCCCUCAGGGGAUGAAGAGCCUCGGGACUUCCUACUUCACGACUAGCAUGGGGAUAGGGAACUUCCUCAAUAGCUUCGUCCUGAAGGUGGUCGCAAGCGUUACCAAGAUGAAUGGACACCAAGGUUGGAUCCUAGACAACCUGAAUAGGUCGCGUUUGGACCUCUACUACUUGUUCUUGGCGAUCCUCAUAUUAGUUAAUUUCCUCAUCUAUCUGCUGGCGGCAAAGCGGUUUGUUUACAAUGCCGAUGUAUCAGAGUCCGAUGGCGAUUUAGUUGUGGAAGCUCUGCCCAACAGAGGACGAGCAGAUGGUUAAAUUUCAAGUUGGUGAUAGAAUGGUAGAAUGGUAAAUGCCAAAGUAAUAUAAGAUUAGAAAUGUAGGCCGUUUGGAUUGAGAGUUUUACUAUGAUUUUGAUUUUGAUUU
Messenger RNA from Punica granatum (pomegranate), 2237 nucleotides. Lineage: Eukaryota; Viridiplantae; Streptophyta; Magnoliopsida; Myrtales; Lythraceae. The record is from RefSeq and is a predicted model, not a curated record.